AUGACUGUUGCUGGAUUGAUGCGCCAAUACCAAGUGGUCGGCCGCCACGCCGCCAACGAGGAACACCCCAACCCCGAGGCCUACCGCAUGAUCAUCUUUGCCCCCAACCCGACGAUCGCCAAGUCUAAAUUCUGGUACUACAUGCACCAGUUCCGCAAGAUGAAGAAGACGACGGGUGAAAUCCUGGACUGCGUCGAGCUCGUGGAGAAGAACAGCCGCAUCGUCAAGAACUACGGCAUUUGGUUGCGUUACUCUUCCCGCUCGGGAACGCACAAUAUGUACCGCGAGUUCCGGGAUGUCAAGCUCACCGGCGCCGUCUCGCAACUCUACGACGAAAUGGCUGGCCGACACCGUACCCGCCCCCGCUCCAUACAAAUCAUCCGCACGGCACAGGUCGCCGCCAAGGACCUCCUCCGCGUCAACCCCACACAGUUCGCCAAGGCCAAGGUCCAGUUCCCCCUGCCGCACCGCGUCGCCAGCGGAAAACGCGGACAAAAGGCGCUUUCCGACCGAACCUACUCCACCGUGCGUCCCACCACCUUUUUUGGUUAA
Molecule: messenger RNA, 552 nt
Organism: Phaeodactylum tricornutum CCAP 1055/1
Lineage: Eukaryota; Bacillariophyta; Bacillariophyceae; Surirellales; Neidiaceae
Exons: 1
Coding region: 1-552 (183 amino acids)
Biological process (GO): translation
Cellular component (GO): cytosolic large ribosomal subunit; ribosome
Molecular function (GO): structural constituent of ribosome
Source: RefSeq, a predicted model, not a curated record